UUAAAACCUAAUUCUAAUUCAGAGAACAGAAAGGCGAUUUGUAGUUUGGAACUCGCUCUUGAGGAAGGAUUGGCGAUUUGGCUCGAGUGACAGUGAAAUUGGCUUUCAUGCAAGAGUAGUACGCGCGACGAGCAGAUUCAGCUCUCGUACUAUUACUUUACGAUAUCGUACAAAAUCAUACGUUCGGGUACAAAUGGUGAUUGAUAGGUGGAUCGGCUUUUCAAGCAAGCAAAUUGCGCUGUAGGUGGAAAAGCAAGGGGCGUCCAUAUGGAGGAACAUUUCAUUCUUCGGGUGCCACCAUCCGUGGCAGAGAGGUUGAAUCGUGUACUCAACGAGGAUCCGCUUUCUGCUCUGGACAAUUCGAUUGAUCUCUCCUUUCUCGAGGACGGAAGGACAGGUUCAUUUGUCAUUGGCAAAGAAAGUUUCCCUGCUUCGCUUCUAGAUUUGCCUUGCGUGGUUGAGUCUUAUAAAACUUACGACGACAAUGUGCUCAUCAAGACGGCCGAUAUUGGGCAGAUUAUUAUGGUGGGAGAGCCAAGUGAGGCGCCCCCCGAAGGACCAGAAUACAAGCACGGUCUGACACCACCAAUGCGAGAUGCACGCAGAAGACGCUUUAGAAGAGAACCUGAUCUGAAUCCAGAUCUUGUUCAACAGGUGGAAAACGAUCUACAAAGCAUCAUGGCAGGAGGAACAGCUCGUGAUGUUGAGAUAGUAGAACAAGAGGAGGAUGCAGACGACGAUGCAGAACCAGAAGAAGCACAGCCUGCGGCCAACGCUGGCGCUGUGUCAGAACCAGCACCUGCAAGUGUGAUUUCUCCGAUUCCAGAGGAACCUAUUGGAGAGGACGAAGAAGAUGAAGACGAUGAUGCGAUGGACGAGGAUGAAGAUAAUGAAAAUUACUAACUCGAUUUGUGUAUGUAUCUCUCAGCCGCUUCUGAACUAAAGUUCUGGCACUUUGUACAAUAUAACUUCAAGAACCCUCAACAUAUGUUACAUAUGUGGUCAAAGAGGAUGUAAGAAAUAUGAUCUCUGAGCACCAACUCUCUUACUUCCAUAUUGCGAUUACAUCGCUGGUCUGGAAGAUGACAUUGUCCUUUACUAUCGCGCGCUCCUUCACCACCGAAGGGUGGUGGAAGAGCGCGCGAGGAAGUGCUUAUUUUGACCGUGGAGAACGUAAUACGUUUAAAAAACUUCGAUUAUCUUCAGAUCUCCCUUCAUAUCAUAUUUCUUCUCUCCAUGACUUUCUCAGUAGUUGCAGGGAGAGGAAAAACGGAGUAAACUGGCUGCCUCGCUAAGAGGAUGGGAACAACCCGAGUGGAAACACGCGCAGGACAUAAGUGGAUUGGUUAUAGUUUGUUCAGGAUUUGUUGGAAAAACGCGAUGUAUUUUUUUAUGAAAGUUAGGACCUUAUGAAUCGUUUGUGGAAUUCUUGCGUCUACUUUAUAAAUGUCAUGGUGACGAUUAGCAUGUUCUACAACUCAAGUAGUUCCGA
Molecule: messenger RNA, 1492 nt
Organism: Marchantia polymorpha subsp. ruderalis
Lineage: Eukaryota; Viridiplantae; Streptophyta; Marchantiopsida; Marchantiales; Marchantiaceae
Source: the annotation of a GenBank genome assembly